GGCCUGGGGCCGUCAGAGGCGGUGUCAGGGGAGGCGGUGGCUCCAGAGAUGGCAGUGAGCGAGAGGAGGGGGUUCGCCCGCGGGAGCCCCGCAGAGUUGGGGCAGCAGCUACUUCUGCUGUUGCUGUUGGGCCGCUGCUCUGGGCGCAUCCACCGGCUGGCGCUGACGGGGGAGAAGCGACCAGACAUCCAGCUGAACAGCUUUGGCUUCUACACCAAUGGCUCCCUGGAGGUGGACCUGAGCCUCCUGCGGCUGGGUCUUCAGGAGACAAAAGAGAAUACCCCACUGGUGGGGUUCAGCCUAACCCGGGAUCGAUCUGGCAGCGUUCGAUCCUCCUCAACCCAGGACCCCAACGAAUGUCCUCUCCAGAAAAACAGUAGCAAUCUUCUGGCUCUAUUCCUUAUCAACACCAAGGAUCUGCAGGUCCAGGUGCGAAAGUAUGGGGAGCAGAAGAAGCUAUUUAUCUCCCCUGGGCUCCUCCCUGAAAUGCCAUCCGAACCAGGACUCCCAAAGCCAGAGCACACAGUCACACCCAAGAAUGACAGCGGGACCACCACUGUGCUCGACAAGGUAAAGUCAAAGCCUGCAGCAUCCCAAGGAGACCAGCAGGGCCUCACUGGGCAGGAAAAGGAGCUGGUGUUGGGCCUGGGCCAUCACAACAGUUCCUACAACUUCAGCUUCCAUGUGGUGAUCGGCUCAAGGGCCGAGGAAGGCCAGUACAGCCUCAGUUUCCACAACUGCUACAACCUGAUGCGGGGACAGGAGCAGCCAUUCGACAUGACAGUAAUGAUCCGAGAGAAAAACCCUGAGGGCUUCCUGUCAGCGUCGGAAAUUCCCCUUUUCAAGCUCUACAUGGUCAUGUCUGCCUGCUUCCUGGCUGCCGGCAUCUUCUGGGUGUCUGUCCUCUGCAAGAACACGUACAACGUGUUCAAGAUCCACUGGCUCAUGGCGGCCCUGGCUUUCACCAAGAGCAUCUCGCUCCUUUUCCACAGUAUCAACUACUACUUCAUCAACAGCCAGGUCCACCCCAUCGAGGGCCUCGCUGUCAUGCACUAUAUCACACACCUGCUGAAGGGCGCGCUCCUCUUCAUCACCAUCGCCUUGAUCGGCUCAGGCUGGGCCUUUGUCAAGUACGUCCUGUCUGACAAGGAGAAGAACAUCUUCGGGGUCGUGAUCCCGCUGCAGGUGCCUCUUGGGCCCCAGGUGGGCAGAGGGGUGGGCAUGCCUGCUUGCAUG
Molecule: messenger RNA, 1236 nt
Organism: Hipposideros armiger (great roundleaf bat)
Lineage: Eukaryota; Metazoa; Chordata; Mammalia; Chiroptera; Hipposideridae
Product: protein GPR108-like
Exons: 12
Biological process (GO): transport
Cellular component (GO): Golgi apparatus; membrane
Source: RefSeq, a predicted model, not a curated record